Molecule: messenger RNA, 1311 nt
Organism: Sipha flava (yellow sugarcane aphid)
Lineage: Eukaryota; Metazoa; Arthropoda; Insecta; Hemiptera; Aphididae
Gene: TwdlE
Product: leucine-rich repeat extensin-like protein 3
Exons: 3
Coding region: 237-899 (220 amino acids)
Source: RefSeq, a predicted model, not a curated record
AUCGUGAACCGAGUGAUAUUCCAUUGCGCACACCGAGCGAUGUGUCGUGUUACAGUUUCAUAGUAUUAAAUAAAACGCGAUAAUUAAUAAUAUUUUUACAGUUUAUUAUUAAAACGAUUUAUAAAAUUCUCAAAAAGUCAUCGCAAUAAACAAUUUUUUUUUUACGUUUAAAUUUUCAGUCACAUACGUGAAGUGUUAUUUUAACUAUACUAAGACAUCAGGCAAAAGAACACAUAAUGACCACGUGGUGCUCCGCAGUAAUGGUGUUACUGGCAGUAGGCCGAGGACUAGGCCGACCCGAAGCACCGCUGACCGGAUUCGGUGGCGGCGGCGGAGGAUUUCCCGGGCUGACGUUGGACAGCUACGCGGCACCGAUCAGCGGCGGCAGCAGCAGCGGACCGUAUCCGAGCGCAGGGCCGCCCCCGCAGUACGGGCCGCCGCAGCAGGCGCCAGUCAUACACAAACACGUGUACGUGCACGUGCCACCUCCGGAACCCACGUACUACGCACCCAAGAAGCCGGUGCAACCGCCUCCGCCACCGCAGAAGCACUACAAGAUCGUGUUCAUCAAGGCCCCUACGCCGCCCCCGCCUACCGUCCCUGACAUACCGGCGAUCCCGCCGCCCGCCGAGCAGAAGACUCUGAUCUACGUGCUAGUCAAGAAGCCGGAUGAGGCCCCGGAGAUACACAUCCCCACGCCCGCACCCACGCAGCCGUCCAAACCGGAAGUGUACUUCAUCAGAUACAAAACACAGAAACAAGAGGGCUACCCUAACUCGGUGGCGUCCGAAUACGGAGCACCGGCCAAUCCGUCUCCUUCCAUCCCGUCCGACACAUACGGUUCCCCGUCACCAUCCACCGGUUACGGUGCGCCCAGCGGUCCAGGCAGUCUGUACUGAUGGAACGACCCGGACACGACGAGUACCGAGAAGACGUGCAACGUUUGCACUCGAUCCGGAGUGAACAUGAUGAAUAAUUAAAAAAAUUAAAUAAAAAAAAAAAACACCUGCAACCCAAGAAUUAUGAUAAAAUGUAAAAAUCUCACAUUUACUUUUAAAUAUAAAUAUGUAAUGUUAUCGUUACAAUACUAUAAUCAACUAUGUAUUGAUACGUAUCCUGUAUUAUCUGUUCGGUAUGGCGGAAAAAAAGCAUAUACACAUAUACACACAUACAUCCCAUUCGGCACAAUAUCGUUACGUUAUUUAUUGUAUUUUAUUUUGUUUAGAAAUCUAAAAAACGUAUUUUCUUAUCAGUGUUGCCAUAAAAAAAACCGUUGUAUGCAGGUACGCAAAAAACACCAGAACUUCAUAA